CACAGAGACCCUGCUAGCUAGAUGUUGACCAGUGGCAACUGUUCACCCAAGCCAGUAUGGACGAAGGAACCCUGGAGUCUGCCAUCGCGGCCUACGGCACCCAGUUGCAGCAGGUGGAGAUUGCCCUGUUGGCCGGCCUGGACCCGUCGCAGCAGGCCGACCUGCUCAAACUGAAAGUGGACCUCAGUCAGCUGAUAGAGCUCACAGAAGCCAGCCUGGUGUCAGUCAAGAAGAGCCGGCAACUGGCCACCCUCAAAGAGGCCGACGGGCUCCAGUCGCUAGCCACAGGCACACCAGCCAACGACGGCUUGGACAAUGAGUUUGCUGCCUUCUACUCAGAAGUAGGGGAGGUUUCCGGAAGCAGCUCAGACACGAGAGAGAGGGAGAAUGAGAGGGAAGAUGAGGGAGAGGUAGAAGCGCUAAGUGGCACCAAAGUGCGGGCACCCUACUGCACCUCUUGGGGGACAUUGGAGUACCACAAUGCAAUGAUCGUGGGGACAGAGAGUUGUAAAGGGGAUGAGGCCCAGGUGAGGGUGCUGUACGUCCACCCCACACAGAAGUCCAUGAAGCCCUGCCCAUUCUUCCUGGAGGACAAUUGUCGCUUUGCAGACAACUGCAGGUAGUGUCUAUGAUCACAACCAUCUUUUUUGGAAGGUUGUGAGGAAAGCAGAACACACGUGGGUUAUUCCUCAUGAAAAAAAACGAGAAACAAACAUGAUUUUCAGGAAAUCUAAUCCAGAGAAUGGUCCUUUUGGAGGAAGGAUUGGUGACAUAUUUGUAUCUAAAAGCAUUUUUGAGAACUAAUUAAUCAAAGUUGUCAUAUUUAUGACAUUUUGGCCUUACCCAUGCCUCCUUUUAGACUCCAUAUUAUAAAGGACCAUUCUUUUUUAUUCUAUCUAAUGUCAAUCUAAAAAUGACUCAUAUUUUUCCUCAACACUCACUUUGUUUUCUCUUCAUUUUAAUUACCAUAAAACAUUUUAGGUGUUAGGAGCUUUCAUUCAGUCUUUUGUGUAUUCUUUUCAGUUCAAUUGGAAGCGCUUUGGGUUACUCUCCCCAAUGGUAUUUUGCCUUGAACUGACUAUAAACUGUCCCAGUCAGAACCCUGGUCUGACCCCUGUCGUGUUGUAGGUUCUCCCAUGGUGAGGUGGUGUACGUGUCAGAGCUCAGAGCGUUCCUGGAGUUGGACUUCAGUAACCUUCAAGAGGGCUCCUCCUGCAUGGCCAGGCAAGACGAUGGCAUCUGGUACCCGGCCAAAAUAACAGGUGGGUCACUGACUUUCCAUCAUAGCAUACCAUAACAGCAUAACAAGCAUUGCUUUUCUCAAACCCAUUCAAUCUCACCCAAUUUACCCACCACUAGAAAUGUAGCCUAUUGAGUCACGAAUUUGUUGGAUCAUAUUGGGUGUCAUCUCAAUGUUUUGAAGUAGACGAGAUCAACAGGUUACCGCUGAUAGCUCAGUGGACUGUGUUCCUCUUACCAGCAAGUGAUUAAAAUGGUCUCCUCUGUCUGUGUAGAUAUCGACAGUGGCUUCUACACGGUGAAGUUCGACUCAGCCCUGUUGGAGGCCGAUGGGGUCAUCCCACCGCUGAGAGAAGACUAUCUGCCCUCUGACUCAGAGGACGAUGACAUCGGAGAGGGUGAGGCAGCGUUCGCCAGAGGUAUGUACCUCUAAUUAAACAGUGUGUAGACCCAGCUUUAUUUCUGAGGGUUUCAAUGUAAUGUUAUGCAUCCACCUUUGUUGAUAAAGACAGAAUGUUUUAUGUAGGGAUAGAGGAUGUUAUUGAUUGAUUCAUGACCUGAGUUCGUAUAGAGCUGAGAUGGUGGGAAGUAAAUGACAAAUGUUUUUCCUCUUGCGCUAACCACAACAAUUAAGGGAUAACAUGAAACUUACACAUUAGCUUGGCUGAUUGUUUCUUAGUACACGUGCCCCGGCUGCAUGUAGCUAAAGUAUUUAUUUUGUCUUUUCCUUGACCUGUCAGUUUUGACCCAAGUGGAGGAUUGGGCACCGUCAAGUAGUUAUUCUGCCUUCGGUGGCUGGGAGGCACACACACGAGGCAUAGGCUCCAAGCUCUUGCUCAAAAUGGGAUAUGAAUAUGGGAAAGGUAAGCACAAGUGAUUAUUAUUCAACAAACAUGGAGACAAUGCAGAUAGUUGCAUGCAAUAAUAUACUGUUAUACAAUGUAAUGAAAAAUGUAAGUUAAACUACUCUCGAAUCAAUGGUAACACAAAGCAUAUUGCCUUGUUCCAAGGUUGGGGUCAAUUCCAUUUAAAUUCCAUUCAAUUAAGACAGGAAACCAAAUUCCAACUCCACAUUUUCCCCAUUGAAAAGCAUUGAAGAGAAUUGGAAUUUCAGAGUACUUCCUGAAUUGUCUGUAAUUAAAAUGGAAUUGACCCCAACCCUGGUAAGUUCACAUUCACGCAUUCGUUAAGGCCAUGUCCCAUAUGACUCAUACACUGAGUAUAAAGCAAUUUUACUGUGGUAAUGUCAAGUUAUGACACCCUGAAGUCCACUGUAACACAUUGCACAAAUGGCCAUUGUAGGCUUUCAGUUUAACCGUUUUUCAAGAUACAGGCCACAAUUUGCUGUUCUCAGCAAGCUCAUAGAUGCGUCUGUGCCCAACAGGUCUGGGGAAAACAUCUGAAGGUCAGGUGGAGCCAGUGCUGGCGGUGGUUCUGCCCAAAGGUAAAUCCCUGGACCAGUGUGCCGAGCUCACCAGGAGGAAGACCCAGAGCAAAGUGGCCAAAAACAAAGAUGGGCAGCAGUCGAGCCACAAGAAGAGAACCAGAAAGGCCCGGGCAUGCAACCCUGGGGGGCGGCACAACGUCUUUGACUUUCUGAACCGCAAGCUGGGGAGCGGGGAUGUCAACCCUAAGGCAGGGGGUACUGGUGCCCCCCCCCCCCCCCCACAUCCUCCAUUGUCUUGAGGGGCCGGAGUGGAGGCUUACAAGGGGGGGAAGAGCACCAAGAGGAGCCUGAACGUGAAGCUGUUCCAGGCGAUGGAGAGGGUGGCCCAAACUGAGAGGGAGAUCCAGAGGCUCACUGAGUCCCUGAGCCGACGGACUGGGAGGUAAGGAAGGAAGAUACUGUGGAACUUGCCUCACUCACAUCAUGCCUUAAGAUGGACGCCCAACAGCCAUACAGAAGCACUUUACCAGCCAUCAGAUUUGAAUGACGGUAUUGUUUCUAAACAAUUUAGCCUACGCUCAUGUCGAUGCUAGAUGGAUCUUUGCUGGCUAAAGAUGGGUUUAGAAUUUGCAGCAUGUCACAUACAUUGCCUUCAGAAAGUAUUCAUACCCCUUCACUUAUUCCACAUUUUGUUGUUACAGCCUGAAUUCAAAAUGAAUUAAAUAUUUAUAUUUUUCUCACCCAUCUAGACACAAUACCCCAUAAUGGCAAAGUGAAAACAGAAAUGUCUAAUUUACAUAAGUAUUCACACCCAUGAGUCAAUACUUUGUAGAAGCACCUUUUGCAGCGAUUACAGCUGUGAGUCUCUUUCGGGUAAAUUUGUACAUUUACAUUUUAGUCAUUUAGCAGAUGCUCUUAUCCAGAGUGACUUACAGUUAGUGAGUGCAUACAUUUUCAUACUGGCCCCCCGUGGGAAUCAAACCCACAAUCCUGGCAUUGCAAGCGCCAUGCUCUACCAACUGAGCUACAGGAGGUAAAUCUAUUUUGGGUAAGUCUCUAAGCGCUCUCCACACCUGGAUUAUCCCACAUUUGCCCAUUAUUGUUUUCAAAAUUCUUCAAGCUCUGUCAAGGUUGUUGAUCAUUGCUAGACAACCAUUUUCAGGUGUUGCCAUAGAUUUUCAAGUAGAUUUAAGUCAAAACUGUAACUCGGCCACUCAGGAACAUUCACUGUCUUCUUGGUAAGCAACUCCAGUGUAGAUUUGGCUUUAUGUUUUAGGCUAUUGUCUUGCUGAAAGGGGAAUUCACCCCCCAGUGUCUGGUAGAAAGCAGACUAAUAGCAGGUUUUCCUCUAGCGCCAUUCCGUUUCCUUUUUAUGCUGAAAAACGACCUAGUCCUUAACAAUUACAAGCAUACCCAUAACAUGAUGCAGCCACCACUAAGGAGAGUGGUACUCAGUAAUGUAUUGGAUUUUCCCCAAACAUAACACUUUGUAUUCAGGACAAAACGUGAGUUGCUUUGCCACAUUUUCUGCAGUAUUUCUUUAUUGCCUUGUUGCUAACAUGAUGCAUGUGUUGGAAUAUGUUUAUUGUGUACAGGCUUCAUUUUCCCUCUGUCAAUUAGGUUAAUAUUGUGGAGUAACUACGAUUUUGUUGAUCCAUCCUCAGUUUUCUCCUAUCACAGCCAUUUAAAAAACUGUUUUAAAGUCACCAUUGGCCUCAUGGUGAAAUCCCUGAGCGGUUUCCUUCCUCUCCGGCAACUGAGUUACGAAGAACACCUGCAUCUUUGUAGUGACUGGGUGUAUUGAUACACCAUCCAAAGUGUAAUAUAAUAACUUGAACAAUUAUAUUAAACACUAUUAUUGCACACAGAGUCCAUGCAACUUAUUAUGUGACUUGUUAAGCAAAUGUUUACUCCUGAACUUAUUUAGGCUUGCCAUAACACAGGGGUUGAAUAGUUAUUGACUCAAGACAUUUCAUCUUUUCAUUUUUAAUUAAUUUGUAAAAAUGUCUAAAAACAUAAUUCCACUUCGACAUUGAGGUAUUGUGUGACACAAAAUCUACAUUUAAUCCAUUUUAAAUUCAGGCUGUAACACAACAAGAUGUGGGAAAAAGUCAAGGGGUGUGAAUACUUUCUGAAGACACUGUACAGCAGGUCCCCAUUAUCCCAAUGCAGGUCCUCCCUCUCUUAGACCUCUAUAGGAUCUCCUCCAGUUGUCUUCCUCUGUAGCCACUCUGCUUCUGUAGAUGUACUUCUAUAGUGUAAGUCUCUCUAAAGCAACUCCUUACCAUGUCUUAGUAGUUCCUAAUUAAACCACUUUGUGUCUCCUUUGUGUCUCCCCUCAGAGAUCCAGCCAUGGUGACACACCUGGAGGAGAAGCUGUCUGCAGCCCGCAGCCUGCUAGUCCAGCAGAAGGCCCAGCAGCUCUCAGACCAGAGGGAUAACAGGAAGGCCGAUACUCACAAGAAAAUGACAGAGUUUUGACCACACGGACCUCCCAUGGUCAGAACGCACAAAAUGUUUUAGUCACCUGUUAAAGGGAUACUUUGGGAUUUCGCAAUUGCUAACUACAUUUUAGUCAACCUCUUAUCCAGAGUGACUUACACUUAGUGAGUGCAUACAUUUUUUUUUUU
Messenger RNA from Coregonus sp. 'balchen', 5256 nucleotides. NCBI's taxonomy places the organism in Eukaryota, Metazoa, Chordata, Actinopteri, Salmoniformes, Salmonidae. The record is from the annotation of a GenBank genome assembly.